Molecule: messenger RNA, 1780 nt
Organism: Lucilia cuprina (Australian sheep blowfly)
Lineage: Eukaryota; Metazoa; Arthropoda; Insecta; Diptera; Calliphoridae
Product: tubulin-specific chaperone C
Exons: 2
Source: RefSeq, a predicted model, not a curated record
CAGCUCCCAUUCACAAACCUCCGAACCCACAACAUCUCUGAAAGAACCUAUAAAGAAAACAAGCAACAAUUCUACCACAAAAUCAUCAACUAAAUCUCAAAAUUCGUUUAGUAUUGUCAAAAAAGAACCAGAAAUAAAAAUACUUUGUCACAUUGCGGCAAAAAAUAAAGAAGAAAUCACACAACCCAUAAGAGAAACAUUAAUACGUCAAGUCAAACUGCGUAAAUCCAUAACUAAAACAAUAGAAAAGGGGGAGGAAAAUGAAUGCGAUGAAGAAAAGUUGAAUGAAAAUGUUAAUGAAAUUAACAAUAAAAUGCAAAUUAAAAAUGUACAAAAGACUGAGUGUUGUGUUGAGGAAAUACCUAAAAGAACUUUAAGAUCUCCCAGAUUGUCCGGUGGUAAAACACUCUUAAGAAAUACCAGAACUAGAUCUCAAAUACCCAACGAAUCUAAGCAAAAUCAUGAAACAUCUUCGUUUGUUUGUAAACUUGAAACUGAGGAUGAUAGUAUAUCAGUAAGCAAAAUCUUAGAUACCAAAUGUGAUACUCCCUGUUUAAAAGUGGAAAGUCUUAAAGAAGAAAUGCUAGAACAAAAUUCCAAUGGUGAUGAACUAAGUAUUAUAAAACCGGCUAUACAUUUAGUUGCAUCAACACCCAGCAGCAUUAUACAACAAAAAUUACAAAUGGCUUUAGAAGAGUCACGUAAAUCUAAGCCAAGCAUCUUUAUAGUUCAAGCUUUGGAAUGUAAAAAGGAACAGGUGAAGUCAUUGGAUAAUUUACACUCCACAACUACAGCAAUAUCUGAAGAAGAACAACUACAAACAACAAAUAUGAAUAAUGAGCGUAAGAAAUCUCUUAAAUUGGAUAAUAAAUUUAACAAAAACCACAUAAAACAAGGUACAAAAACCCGCAAAGGCAAAAACUAUCCCACCUUCAAACGUCGUUUGCGUAAACGUAAAAUUAUUGUUAUAAAAACAAUAAAACCAAAACAAAAAUCAUAUGCCUCGUUACAUGAAAUCAAAAGGGAACUCCGUUCAUCACCUAGAAUUAACGAAAACAACAACAGGAAAUCUCUUGUAAAUAAUCAAGUCAACAACAAUGGAAAGUAUGCGCAGCCUAAUAAAACAUCCACUCUGAAUGAGGCAAAAAGUUAUCGUACUGUUCACACAGAAACCAAAGAUCUGGAAAUAUAUCUUGAUAAACAGAAUAAUCAAACGAAAACUCGUUUAAUGGCUAAAGCCUCAGCUUUGCUAGAAAGAUCACGCAUGACUUUGCGUGGCAACUGUAAUACAAGCAUAAAUAAAUCUAAACUUACAUCACAAAUUCAAAGAUCUAAACUUAGUUUACAUGGUACUAGAACACAAAUUCUAAGACCCAGACUUGUUAAAGCAACAAGUGAAAAGAGAAAAUUUAAAACAACAUCAUCAUCAACUAAAUUACUCUACGAACCUGUUAAAACAAAUAAAACUCUAGAACACACAAAUAUUCCCAAAAUGAAUCUACUAGAAAAUGAAAAUGUUGUCGUUUCCUCUACAACAAAUACCUUCGACGAAAGACCAACUCAUGAACCUUUGCCCACAGCAUCGCCUAUUACUUUAAAAUCCCUACAUAAUGCAGCUUCCUAUGUCAUUGCCUCCUCACCCAUACAAACCAAAGACCAAUUUACACAAUGCAAUACUAACAGUGGUGUACAAUAUCUUAAUACCUCACCAUUGCCUACACAAACUAUGCGUAAUCCUUUAAAAUCUGAUUACGGUGUUGUUCUUCAUAUUUACCAUGAA